AUGUAGCGCGUCCGAUUGUGACUCUGGAUAACUAAACCCCAUAUCAAAUUAAAGCUUAUAGAGCUGGCUAUCAAACUGUACCAAUAAUUUAGAAAUAAAAUGAAUUGUCCAAUUUUUCACGACCUCUAAAUGUGAGCGUCUAAAUCACCGUUUGAAAGCUACAAAUCAAGGGAAUUUGUUCGUUUGCCCUAAAAAUUUGGGCAGUAGCUAGGUUGACAUAGAAACAGUUACUAAAACAUGUCUUUUAUUUCCGACUAUUUGUUUUUCGCGGUAGCAUUAACUGUGAUAAAGAGAAAAACGAAGACAAACUCGACAGAAUGACCUAUAAAAUUACCUUAUACCUACUGGACUGAAACUCCAUUUAGACCUACUGCCUUAACAUACACAGGUGUACAGACUGUGCAGUGCUGCACUAGCUUUGAAGUUUCCGGUGUUCUCGUAAAGAACACCAUUCACCGUGCCGAGGUGUGUCAUUGUUUAAACAGGAGGCCAGCUGGGAUAGAGAAGAGUUCAGACAAGUCUUCUUCUCAAAGAUUGAGCCAUACAGCAUGCACAGUACAGCAAUGAACCAUUUUAUUGUUUUCAUCUGUUUAGUUGCGUCCAGGGAAGCUGCUGGGAGGUAGGGACUUAUUUGCAGCAUUGAAGAAAAGAAGAAAUGAAAAAAAGGCAAAAGAAAUGACGCGACAUUGGCGUGUAACAAAAACAUGGAAAACUUAAGACUUAAACACAACUAUAUCUUAAAAGUAACGAAAAUUUCUUAGAAACUAAGUUAAGGACGAAUCUUCUCAAUACGACGAGUAUUUCGUCGUUCGUAGUCACGAGCCACGCCAAAAUAUGUCGUUCAAAAUUUUUAUAAGUUUAAUCUGUUCUUAUAUAGCUCCUUUAUUAAAACCAAAGGACGGUCAUUUUCUGGCCUAACAGUUUGGUUCUAGCUUAUAAAAUUUAGCACAAUUAUUUCAUUUUAUUCUGGUAAGUUCAGAUUGGCCAUGUUAGGGAGUCAAUCGAAAAAAUUCUAGUGGCAAGAAUUCGAUCACUAGAAAAAUGGGGUGGAACUCGCAGACAUGAAUUGCGCGUUCGUACAAGGAAAAGGAAUUUGUGCGGCUCCUCCAGGAUGCUUCGACGUUCAACAUCCAUUCAAUAACAUUUUCAAUUUCUUUGUCUUUUAUAGCUGAACUUGAAUGUGAAGACAGUUUUUAAGGGUUAAAUAUCAUAUCGGCCUUCAGCUUUGGCUACCGAACAUGUCCAAUGCUUGUGAGAAUGUCUGUUCAGUUAUGCUUCAAGCAUAAGUGACGCCUAAUCAUUUAGGGCAUUUAUAGCAAAAUCCACGAAGUGUUUUCAUUUGCAUGCCAAAGCUCACCAAUGAGUAUAGUUCACCCCUUUCUGAAAUAUACUUUGUCUUUAAACGUGUUCAACGAAAAUGUUUCAUGCUUGCGCCACUUUUGAUUUUCAGAAGUCCUUUAGCGGCUGCCUCGAGCCAUGGUUUUAGGGAAAAGCGCUCCCUUCCAGCACGCCAGCUUUUGGUUGGCUACUGGGGACAAAAUGCUAUUGGAACAAGAGUCAGCCGACAAUACUGGGAGAAGGACCUGCGCUACUUCUGCAAUAAUCACAAGUUUGAUGUCUACUUGGUGGCAUUUGUACACCGGCUCUUCAGGAAUAACAGGAACAGAGACCGAAUUCCUGGAAUGAAUUUUGCCCAUCACUGCAGCUACGCACCGGACACCCAGAACCCUGAUGCUUUUGAGUGCGCUACUAUCGGCGGUGGGAUUAGAGAUUGUCAGAAGCUUGGUAAGAAAAUGUUGAUAUCUCUUGGCGGGGAUACCUGUGAUGGCAGCCUUGGGAGUGCGGAAAACGCAAAGAAACUUGCAUACUACAUAUGGAAUAUGUUCCUUGGAGGAAAGGACAUGCAGGAUAAAAGGCCAUUUUUGUGGACAGUAAUGGACGGUGUCGAUCUGGAUAUCGAGAUAGGAAGUCAUAAAUACUACCCAGACUUUGUUCGUGAGAUGAGGCGGCUUAUGAAUACAGACAAAAGUAAACAGUACCUGAUCACAGCUGCUCCCCAGUGUCCAUUUCCUGAUAAAUGGAUGGGACCUCAGAUAAAAGGCUCUGCACUAGAAGAAUAUGGCAACGAAUUUGACUACUUGUUUAUUCAGUUCUACAACAACUACUGCUAUCCUGGAGAUCANAGGACAGUAAUGGACGGUGUCGAUCUGGAUAUCGAGAUAGGAAGUCAUAAAUACUACCCAGACUUUGUUCGUGAGAUGAGGCGGCUUAUGAAUACAGACAAAAGUAAACAGUACCUGAUCGCAGCUGCUCCCCAGUGUCCCUUUCCUGAUAAAUGGAUGGGACCUCAGAUACAAGGCUCUGCACUAGAGGAAUAUGGCAACGAAUUUGACUACUUGUUUAUUCACUUCUACAACAACUACUGCUAUCCUGGUUUCCUAACAUUAAAUACAAGAUAA
This is a messenger RNA of Orbicella faveolata, 2459 nucleotides long. RefSeq lists its product as uncharacterized. Gene Ontology annotation, biological process: carbohydrate metabolic process. Gene Ontology annotation, cellular component: extracellular region. The record is from RefSeq and is a predicted model, not a curated record. NCBI's taxonomy places the organism in Eukaryota, Metazoa, Cnidaria, Anthozoa, Scleractinia, Merulinidae. Gene Ontology annotation, molecular function: chitinase activity; chitin binding.